Molecule: messenger RNA, 750 nt
Organism: Plectropomus leopardus (leopard coralgrouper)
Lineage: Eukaryota; Metazoa; Chordata; Actinopteri; Perciformes; Serranidae
Source: RefSeq, a predicted model, not a curated record
AUGGCCUUCAUCGACGCAUCUCUAGCUCACAAAGAGGACCUCGGACUUGCCUUAGGAAGCGUAACCCCGACCCGACGCCAGGGAGGCGGGGGUACAAAGCAAAGACCCCAUCACAAAUCAGAAUUACCCCCUUGGCUGAUCCAGUUAUCGGUUCCCAACGGCUGCCCGAUUUGUCUGACACACCGGAAACACCCAGGAAGCUUGAUGCCGUGUAAUCGUACAUACGGGAUGCCUCGGGGAGACUUCAACAUUUAUUUUGCCAGCGGCAGACGAGGAUACGUCAGAGCUGAAGAGGCAGUGGGUAUAGUUCUGCUGGUGGUGAUCCUGGCAGCUCUCCUCAUCGCAGGCUGCUGGUACUUCAAGAAGAGGAGUGGCUACAGAAUAAUCAGGAGCCCGAGAUCGGGGUCACCAGGUCUCACAGGAGGCCAGUACUCAGAAGCAGGACCUUCCGCAGAUAACAAGAUGGCUCUCACUGACUUCGGCAGCUUCCGAUCUGCGAUUCCUAAUGCUCCUCCAGCCUAUGAAAAGAUUUCGUCUGGGCCGCUGCCUCCUCCCUAUUCUCCCUAAAAGACAGAAGAUGCAAAGAUUUCAGAAGAAUGGAAAAAACUGAAAAACAAAUUCUAAACUUCACCUGUUAUUUAAUAAUCUGAUGUCGCUGUCCUUGUUUCCUUGUGCUUUGUAGCCAAAUCUACCAAUAGGUGAAACUAUUCUAUCACUCACUUUGUAAAUGUAUUCAUGAGAAUGAACACA